Messenger RNA from Myotis myotis, 1825 nucleotides. It is a transcript of the gene ERLEC1, whose product is annotated as endoplasmic reticulum lectin 1. NCBI's taxonomy places the organism in Eukaryota, Metazoa, Chordata, Mammalia, Chiroptera, Vespertilionidae. The transcript is spliced from 13 exons. The record is from RefSeq and is a predicted model, not a curated record. Gene Ontology annotation, biological process: retrograde protein transport, ER to cytosol; endoplasmic reticulum unfolded protein response. Gene Ontology annotation, cellular component: endoplasmic reticulum lumen. Bases 184 to 1503 code for a protein of 439 amino acids.
GCGGGUGGCCCACGGGGGCAGGGGCGGCGUAGCCCGGCUCUCCGGAAGGAGACGUGGCGGCGGUUGGGCCCUGGGCUGCCUGGGCGUUUAAGUAGUCCCGCCGCCUCCUCCUCCUCCUCCUCCCCUCCUCUCCUCGGUGGCAGAGGAGGUUGUGUCGGCGGCUGGCGAGAUCGGCGGUGGAGGAUGGAGGAAGGAGGCGGCGGCGCGCGGAGUCUGGGCCCGGGCGGACCGGUGCUCUUGGUCCUCUGCGGCCUCCUAGAGGCGUCCGGCGGCGUCCGAGCGCUCCCCCAACUCAGCGAUGACAUCCCUUUCCGAGUCAACUGGCCCGGCACCGAGUUCUCUCUGCCCACAACUGGAGUUUUGUAUAAAGAAGAUAAUUAUGUCAUCAUGACAACUACACAAAAAGAAAAAUAUAAAUGCAUUCUUCCUCUUGUGACAGGUGGGGAUGAGGAAGAAGAAAAGGAUUAUAAAGGUCCUAAUCCAAGAGAGCUACUGGAGCCACUAUUUAAACAAAGCAGUUGUUCCUACAGAAUUGAGUCUUAUUGGACUUAUGAAGUAUGUCAUGGAAAACAUAUUCGGCAGUACCAUGAAGAGAAAGAAAGUGGUCAGAAAGUAAAUAUUCACGAGUACUACCUUGGGAAUAUGUUGGCUAAGACUCUUCUACCUGAAAAAGAACAAGAAGCAGAAGAAAAGGAAAAAUCAAAAGAGAUUCCCACUAAAAAUAUCGAAGGUCAGAUGACACCCUAUUAUCCUGUGGGAAUGGGAAAUGGUACACCUUGUAGUUUGAAACAGAACCGGCCCAGAUCAAGUACUGUGAUGUACAUAUGUCAUCCUGAAUCUAAGCAUGAAAUUCUUUCAGUAGCCGAAGUUACAACUUGUGAAUAUGAAGUUGUCAUUUUGACACCACUCUUGUGCAAUCAUCCUAAAUAUAGAUUCCGAGCAUCUCCUGUGAAUGACAUAUUUUGCCAAUCACUGCCAGGAUCACCAUUUAAGCCCCUCACCCUGAGACAGUUGGAACAGCAGGAAGAAAUUCUAAGGGUGCCUUUCAGGAGAAAUAAAGAGGAAGAUUUGCAAUCAACUAAAGAAGAGAGAUUUCCAGCAGUCCACAAACCCAUUGCUGUUGGUUCUCAGCCUAUGCUCACUGUUGGAACAACACACAUAUCCAAACUGACAGAUGACCAACUUAUAAAAGAGUUCCUUAGUGGUUCUUACUGCUUUCACGGGGGUGUUGGUUGGUGGAAAUAUGAAUUCUGCUAUGGCAAACAUGUCCAUCAAUACCAUGAGGACAAGGAUAGUGGGAAAACUUCUGUGGUUGUCGGGACAUGGAACCAAGAAGAGCAUAUUGAAUGGGCUAAGAAGAACACUGCUAGAGCCUAUCACCUUCUAGACGAUGGUACCCAGACAGUCAGGAUGGUGUCACAUUUUUACGGGAAUGGAGAUAUUUGUGAUAUUACUGACAAACCAAGACAGGUGACUGUAAAACUAAAGUUGAAUCUCCAGUGAUCUGUAAAAUCUUAGAUACUGCAGAUGAAAACGGACUUCUUUCUCUCCCCAACUAAAGGGUAAUAAAGUUCAGGGGAAGAAAAGAACACUGAAAGUCUUAAUGGUUUCUGACCAUGUGUCUCAUUAUAGAGUUCUCAGCCACUGAACCUCAUCUAAAGGAUCAUAUAAAAGGACUCUCAACUACUUUGUGAAUAUAGAGUGGGGCCUUGACUUAUGAGUGUCCCGACUAACGAGUUUUUCGAGAUACGAGCUGUCUCUAAGCCGAUUUUUUGCUUUGAGUUGCGAGCAAAAAUUCAGGUUAUGAGCCAGCUUCAGAUACCCC